Molecule: messenger RNA, 697 nt
Organism: Eruca vesicaria subsp. sativa (arugula)
Lineage: Eukaryota; Viridiplantae; Streptophyta; Magnoliopsida; Brassicales; Brassicaceae
Source: the annotation of a GenBank genome assembly
ACCUGGGAUCAAAGACACGAAACCCUAAACUGGUUGUAGAAAGGGAAGGAAACUAAACAAGAUGGGUGGAGGGAAUGACGAAGUUGUUGUCGGAGGUAAAGACAAAGAGGAAGAAGAGCAAGACGGCAUGUCCGUACACUCUCCUUGUAAAGCCUUACCUUCCUCUGCCUCCUCUCUUUCCAAGGAGCAGUCAGAGGUUGAAUUGGAGCUCACGUUAUUAGAAGCUCUUGAAAUCUAUCCUCCCGUUAAACUCCGAGGCAUACAUCGCCACUUUGUUCUCUAUGGUCUGAUGGAAUAUCUUGGCAGAAGCUUUGACAGACAGUUUACAGCGGAUGAGGUUCUGCAGCUACUGGAUCGAUUUUACAAUAUAGAGAUGCUGAAAUCAGAUGAUGAGGACGUUGACGUUCUUAACCACGAGGAGGACUUUACCUUACCGCAGAGUUACUUUGAAAAGGAAGAAGAAUAAAAAGGAAGAAAGGAGAAGUGGUGUUUGUUUCCUUUUCACGCCUCUCUUUGUAUAUGGUGGUUGGUUAGGUUUGUCCCCAGCUCUUAUCCUAUUGUAUAUGAUGCAGUAUUAAUAUAGAACAAUGCACCACUGAUCUUUUUACUCUGUCAAGGAGUUUAAUAGAAACAUGUUUUUGUUGUCUUUUCAUGAUGACAUUUAGAGCUAGAUCUGUGUUUUUUUUUUUGGUUGGUU